GCGCAAGCGCAAAACGAAAUUUACAACAUGGCGGAACGUAGGAAAAGCAAGAAGCGCAAAGAUCAGGAAGUAUCAUAUCACGUAAAUAAUGAAGUUAUUCAAGAAAAACCAGCUAAAGAAGAAUAUGAAGUAGCUAAAUGGAUUCGUAAGAAUGUACCAACAAAAAAAACAAAAUUUGAUAGAAAUCACACUGUUGAAUACUUCACUGGCACUCGUGCAGUGGAUGCUUUAUUGGAAAACUCACCAUGGAGUGAUUAUAGAUUUGAGACACGUGAACAGGUUACACUAUUUCUUGAUUUGAUGUUAAGACAUAAAUUCUUUCAUCGAGCUAAAAAAGUAGUAAUUUCUGAGGAAGAAUUAUGUAAAAUACGUGGAGUAAAAAAAAAAGUUAAAGAAACAAAAAAAGAAAAGAAAUCUACUGAGAAAGAGAAGGAAGAAUCUAAAGAAAACAAAGAUGCUACAAGCGAAAAAGAAAACGAAGAUAAAAUUGAAGAAAAAAAGAAAAAACCAAAAGUACGUUUAGAAAUGCAUAUGGAACAGUAUUUUGUUGACUGCAAUGAUGCUUAUGUUUGGAUAUAUGAGCCAAUUCCCAUAUAUUACUGGUUCUUUGGAACACUUGUAGUUUUGGGUGCAAUUGGUGUUUGUCUUUUCCCAUUGUGGCCAUUGACAAUCCGUCAUGGUGUAUAUUAUACAAGCAUUGCAGCUGCUGGAUUUCUUACAUCCAUUUUGGCAUUAAUAAUUAUUAGAAUAAUUUUAUUUUGCGUUUUGUGGGUGCCAACCCUUGGCAGAUGUCAUCUUUGGAUUUUGCCUAAUUUAACUGCAGAUGUUGGAUUCUUGGCUUCAUUCUGGCCACCUUAUCAAUAUGAAUACUAUGGUCCCAUAUCUGAAAGCGAUAAAAAAGUUAGUAAAAAGAAGAAAAAAAAAGAAAAAGAUUCAGAUACUGAAGAAACAUUAUCAUCACAAUUAGAAGAAAAACCAAGCAUCAAAGAAAUAUCUAAAGAACAUACUCAAAUUGAAGAAAUAUCAUCUAGUGAAGAAAACAAGCUUCCUUCGUCAGAAUUGAUAGAUGGUGAAGAGACAUUAGAAGAUACCGAAGAAACAUCAUCACAAUUAGAAGAAAAACCAAGCAUCAAAGAAAUAUCUAAGGAACAUACUCAAAUUGAAGAAAUAUCAUCUAGUGAAGAAAACAAGCUUCCUUCAUCUGAAUUGAUAAAUGGUGAAGAGGGUAGUGAAAGUUCAGAAAGUGAAAAAUCUAAUACGGGUCGAGAUUUUGUUAUGGUUUAAAUUGAGAUUGGCAAUAAAUAGUUUUUGUUUAUCUUUAA
Molecule: messenger RNA, 1322 nt
Organism: Eufriesea mexicana
Lineage: Eukaryota; Metazoa; Arthropoda; Insecta; Hymenoptera; Apidae
Gene: Trp1
Product: translocation protein 1
Exons: 6
Coding region: 28-1284 (418 amino acids)
Biological process (GO): post-translational protein targeting to membrane, translocation
Cellular component (GO): endoplasmic reticulum membrane; endoplasmic reticulum
Source: RefSeq, a predicted model, not a curated record